Etheostoma cragini (Arkansas darter) is the source of this 490-nucleotide messenger RNA. RefSeq names its product SNF-related serine/threonine-protein kinase-like. Lineage: Eukaryota; Metazoa; Chordata; Actinopteri; Perciformes; Percidae. The transcript has 3 exons. The record is from RefSeq and is a predicted model, not a curated record. The coding region runs from base 74 to 490 and encodes 138 amino acids.
UAGAGACUUUUCAUACUCAAAGUUGAAGCCUGGGUCUUUUGUCCACAGGCAGUCGUGGCCCACCAGAGUGGAUAUGCACCAGGACAUCGAGGACAGCCUGGCUGCAUCCUCCAUGUCCCAUGCUGGAGGUCCCCAGUCCCCGGCCCGCAGCGCAGAGAACCUGCUCAACGGACACCGCUCCAAAGGCUUGAUGGAGCUGGGCCGCCGCGAGGACGCCACACUGAGGGACUCGGCACAGGGAGCCACAGCUGCUGUGUCAGGCCCCGCUUCUGGCUCUGGGACCGCCAGGGCCCCCGCAGCGUCCACCUCAGCAGCAACCAAGCAGCGCAGCUGCCUGUUUAGACCGACCGACCGACCACCCACACCCACCCACACCAACAGUGUGUCUGCAUUAAGCUACACAUACAACGUGGGCCCAGCCGGAGGCUCGCACCCCAACACAAGUGGUAGCAAGCUAAACACCCGCUCUGUCCCAAACAGAGGAAUAUAA